Molecule: messenger RNA, 2127 nt
Organism: Scatophagus argus
Lineage: Eukaryota; Metazoa; Chordata; Actinopteri; Scatophagidae
Exons: 2
Coding region: 1-2127 (708 amino acids)
Molecular function (GO): RNA-DNA hybrid ribonuclease activity; nucleic acid binding
Source: RefSeq, a predicted model, not a curated record
AUGAGUGGAUAUUACGUGUACACCAUUGGUUCAUCAGAACAAGCAAACACUAUUACGGCCCUACAGGAGGUCCCUAAGACACUGUGGGCUGUUAGUAAGUAUGAUGUUGGUUUCAUUAAAAAUUGUGAACCUGUUGUGAUUACUCCGAAAUCAGACUUUAGACCGUGCAAGACUCAAUACCCGCUUAAACAAGAAGCCAUUGAGGGCAUAACACCCGUUUUUGAGUCUCUAAAAGCGGCAGGAGUAAUUGUUCCCUGUGAUGACUCCCCAGUGCGUACACCCCUGUUCCCUGUCAAGAAAAUCAGAGAUAAAGAUCAACCAACGGAAUGGCGUUUCGUUCAGGACCUGCAAGCCGUGAAUGCAGCAGUCCAACCCAGAGCACCAAACGCCCCAAAUCCUUAUACCAUCCUGUCUCAGGUUCCAUCUAACGCAAAGUUCUUUUCAGUGGUAGAUCUUUCUAAUGCCUUCUUCAGUGUUCCGGUUCAUCCUAACAGCCAGUUUUGGUUUGCUUUCAAUUUCAAUGGACGAGGCUACACAUUCACUCGCCUAUGCCAAGGCUACUGUGAAAGCCCCACCAUUUAUAAUGAAGCUCUCAGACAAAGUCUUGAACCUCUUGUUCUCUCCCCAGGCUCUGCUUUGUUACAGUAUGUUGAUGACCUUAUGAUCUGCAGCCCAACCAAAGAGCAAUGUGAAGCCGACACAGUAAAACUCUUGAAGCAUCUGACUAACACUGGUCACAAAGCCAGUCUGUCCAAACUUCAGUUUGUUCAGGAAAAGGUUGUUUUCUUAGGACACGUCAUCACUUCUGAAGGGAAGACUCUUUCACCAAAAAGAGUAGAUGCAAUUCAGAAUAUUCCAAAACCCAUCACAAAAAAACAAAUGAUGUCGUUUCUGGGCAUGUGUUCUUAUUGUAGACAAUUCAUUUUAAACUAUGCCAUUCUUGAAGCUCCACUCUCCUCCCUCAUUCAUGGCAAAGGUCUACAAUCACAAGAUAAGAUCACAUGGACUCUUGAAGCAGAACAGUCUUUCACUGAGCUGAAACUUGCCUUACAGACCACCCCAACAUUAGGUCUACCUGAUCCUACCAAAUCUUUCACUCAAACGGUAGACGAGAAAAAUGGAUACAUGACUUCUGUGUUGCUGCAGGAUCACGGAAAUAGACUAAGGCCUGUAGCUUACUUUUCUUCAAAACUAGAUCCUGUGGCUGCAGGCCUCCCAAGAUGUCUCAGAGCUGUGGCUGCUGCUGAAAAGGCAAUCAUGGCCUCCCGAGACAUUGUGAGCUACUCUGAUGUGACCCUCCUCGUCCCACAUGCUGUGUCCAUGAUUUUGCUCGAACAAAAAACUUCUCAUCUCUCCACAGCACGAUGGUUAAGAUACAACACUGUGCUUUUAGAAAUGCCUAACAUCACUAUAAAAAGAUGCAAUGUUUUAAAUCCUGCCACUCUCCUUCCCACACCUGACGAUGGACAAGAACAUAACUGUGUUGCCGUCCUCCAACAGGUCUGCUCUCCAAGACCGGACCUGCAAGAAACUCCAUUAACUAAUCCUGAUUUGGUUGUUUUUGUAGAUGGAUCUGCCUCCCGUGACCCACAGACAGGUCGCAACAGAGUUGGAUUUGCUGUUGUCACUAAUCAUGAAACUCUUGUUUCAGGCUCACUUCCCUCUCACUAUUCUGCACAAGCAGCAGAACUCACAGCAUUGACAGAGGCAUGCAAACUGGCAAACAACAAGACUGUAACCAUCUACACUGAUUCCAGAUAUGCAUUUGGUGUGGUACAUGAUUUCGGUACUCUGUGGAAACACAGACAAUUUUUAAAAUCUGAUGGAAAACCCAUUCUCCAUCAUGACAAGGUUGCAGCUCUUCUAGAUGCCAUUUUGCUCCCAACUUCAAUUGCUGUUUGCAAAUGCCCUGCCCAUACUAACAACUCAGAUUUGGUUUCCCUAGGGAAUGCGAGAGCUGAUGCUGCUGCAAAAAGAGCUGCACUCCAGCCCACCAUCCUUAAUCCUUUGCUUGCUUCAACCCCCGUCUCUAUUCCAAGCUCUCUUACAGCAAUGCAAACCUUUGCCACACCACAAGAAAAGACGUUGUGGAGACGCUGUGGUGCCACACAGAAAGAAGAAGUGUGA